AUCUCUGGCGGGCCGAGUCGGGAAAUGUCUACCGGUCAGCUAGGCAUGGAGAGCCCGGUCCUCAGGGCUCGGUGCCCGGUGCAAGAGCAGCGUGCCCGUUGGGAGCGGAAACGCGCCUGCACCGCCCGGGAGCUGCUGGAGACCGAGCGGCGCUACCAGGAACAGCUGGGGCUGGUGGCCACGUACUUCGUGGGGAUUCUGAGAGCCAAGGGCACCCUGCGACCACCAGAGCGCCAGGCCUUGUUUGGGCCCUGGGAGCUCAUUUACAGCGCCAGCCAAGAGCUGCUUCCUUACCUGGAAGGUGGGCACUGGGGACAGGGGCUGGAGGGCUUCUGUCCACACCUGGAGCUGUACACCCAGUUUGCUGCCAAUGCAGAGAAGUCGCGGACCACCCUGCAGGAACAACUAAAGAAAAGCAAACGUUUCCGGAGGUUCGUGAGGCUUCAGGAAGGCCGCCCUGAGUUUGGGGGCCUUCAGCUCCAGGACCUGCUCCCCCUGCCUCUGCAGAGGCUCCAGCAGUAUGAAAACCUUGUUGUUGCUUUGGCUGAGAACACAAGUCCCAACAGCCCUGACCACCAACAGCUCACACGGGCUGCUCGGCUGAUAACUGAGACCUCCCAGAGAGUCCACACCAUUGGUCAGAAACAGAAGAAUGACCAGCACCUCCGGCGUGUUCAGGCUCUUCUCAGUGGACGCCAGGCAAAGGGGCUUAUCUCAGGUCGCUGGUUCCUGCGCCAGGGCUGGCUGUUAGUGGUGCCUCCCAGUGGGAAACCUCGGCCCCGAAUGUUCUUCCUCUUCUCUGACGUGCUUCUCAUGGCCAAGCCUCGCCCCGCGUUGCACCUGCUGCAGCACAGCACCUUCGUUUGCCGGGCCCUCUACCCCAUGGCCCAGUGUCAGCUCCACAAGGUCUUUGGCCACUCGGGAGGCCCUUGUGGCGGACUGCUCAGUCUGUCCUUUCCCCACGAGAAGCUACUGCUUAUGUCCACCGACCAGGAGGAGCUGGUGCACUGGUACCGCAGCCUGACUCUGGCCAUCAGCAGCCAGAAGAACUAGAAGAAUCUUACAAAUUCCAGAACCCAGGAUACUUCAGGGAUAAGUCAGGGUCAGGAGUACAAAACUAAACACAGAACCCUUCAUGGUUUGGGAACGGUCAUUUUGUGUUUGCCUGGAACCGAGUUAUUUGACCAGAUCUUAAGAAUCAAGAAACCAAGUCUGACCGAACUGAACCUGCGCCAAACCAGCCCCUCCAGCACAGACGAGGAGAUUGGGGGCUGAUAAGCUUGGUGCCCUGUCGUUUGUCAAGGUUGCGGCUUUGCAAAUGUGGCUAUUUUUAUAGUUUUAUUUUCCUACUGGAUUGAAGUAAAGCUUUUUUGUUGCUGUUUUUCUGGAAA
Messenger RNA from Phyllostomus hastatus (greater spear-nosed bat), 1391 nucleotides. It is a transcript of the gene ARHGEF39, whose product is annotated as Rho guanine nucleotide exchange factor 39. Bases 25 to 1053 code for a protein of 342 amino acids. Gene Ontology annotation, biological process: positive regulation of cell migration. Gene Ontology annotation, molecular function: guanyl-nucleotide exchange factor activity. The transcript has 9 exons. The record is from RefSeq and is a predicted model, not a curated record. Gene Ontology annotation, cellular component: plasma membrane. Lineage: Eukaryota; Metazoa; Chordata; Mammalia; Chiroptera; Phyllostomidae.